Talaromyces amestolkiae is the source of this 1755-nucleotide messenger RNA. RefSeq lists its product as uncharacterized. Bases 1 to 1755 code for a protein of 584 amino acids. Gene Ontology annotation, cellular component: cytosol. Gene Ontology annotation, molecular function: glycerone kinase activity; ATP binding. Gene Ontology annotation, biological process: glycerol catabolic process. The transcript has 4 exons. The record is from RefSeq and is a predicted model, not a curated record. NCBI's taxonomy places the organism in Eukaryota, Fungi, Ascomycota, Eurotiomycetes, Eurotiales, Trichocomaceae.
AUGGCGACUCAACAUUUCAUCAAUGAUGGAGAAACUCUCGUUCAGGAUGCUCUGGACGGUUUGGCGUUGACUAACCCUAACUUGAUCUAUGACCGAGCAAACAAAGCAAUCAUCAACUCCGAGCACGAUGGCAAUAAACAAGUGACAAUAAUCUCCGGUGGAGGAGCCGGUCAUGAGCCCUCGUUUGCAGCACUUGUCGGUAAUGGUCUCCUAGGCGCUGCGGUUUCCGGGAAUGUGUUUGCUUCGCCCAGUGUGCAGCAGAUCGUGAAUACCGUUAUCAAAGUCGGGGGAUCAUCCGGUACACUUUUGGUGAUCAUGAACUAUACAGGAGAUGUACUUCACUUCCACCUCGCCGCUGAGAAAGCGCGUGUUGCGGGCUUUGAUACUGCUCUUCUUGUAGUUGGCGAUGAUGUUUCUGUUGGUCGCAAGCGGAGUGGUCGAGUAGGUAGAAGAGGUCUUGCAGGGACAAUCCUUGUUGAGAAGGUGCUUGGUGCAAGAGCACAAAUGGGCAAUGUGACGCUCCCAGAACUGCAAAAAUUUGGUGAAGAUAUUGUGGGUCGGCUGGCAACAGUCGGUGCUGCCUUAGGACACGUCCAUCUCCCGGGAAGGCCAAAAGCAGAUUUUGUCGAAAGCGAGGAUCAAGUUGAGCUGGGAAUGGGUAUUCACAACGAGUCGGGUUGUCGGAUUCUUAAGCCUCAACCUCCUAUUGCGGAUCUGAUCGAUCAAAUGCUAGAUCAAAUUCUUGAUGUCAACGAUGCCGACCGUCACUAUGUUGAUUUUGACCCAAAGAACACUGUUCUAUUAGUCAACAAUCUUGGAGGAGUAUCGAGUCUGGAGUUCUCCGCUAUCACAAAAACAGCUAUAGACCGACUUGGGAUAAGGAACAUCGUGCCAGUGAGAACAUAUGCCGGGGCUUUCAUGACGAGUCUAGACAACAAGGGAUUCAGUAUCACUCUGUUGAAUACGAAUGACGAGAUCAUUCAGUAUCUAGACGUACCUGCCUACACGCUUGGUUGGACUAGCACUGGAUCUCAGGCUAGUGGGACGAAAGUCCAAGCCGCUCAGGAGGUCGAGUCGUCUAAUCGGGUGCACGCCGAGUACGCAUCGACCUCCCUAUUGCGAGUCGACAUUACCGCACUCUCAACAGCCCUUCUUUACGCUUGCCACAAAAUCGUUGACGUCGAACAAGAAAUCGAUCGGUAUGAUGCGGUCGUGGGUGAUGGAGAUUGUGGCUCAACACUCGGACGAGCCGCUCGAGCAAUCAUCAAAAGCAUAAAAGAUGAUGAGUUCUUCGCCGCAAACACUGAUGCUGUUCGCUUCCUCGACACUAUUGCGCAGAUUGUAGAAGACAAUAUGGAUGGCACAUCGGGAGCAUUAUAUGCUAUCUUUCUGAAUGCACUGGCCGCUUCACUCCGAAACAUUGGCUUGGUAGCUAAGAAAGAAAUCGUUGUUGAGCCAACGCAAUGGGUCCAAGCCUCAGCGGAAGCUCUUGAAGCCUUGCAAAGAGCAACACCAGCCCGUGCUGGUGAUAGGACCUUGAUGGAUGCUCUCGAGCCGUUCAUAGCCACCCUAAAAGCUACAAGAACAGUUUCCACAGCAUUGGCUGCGGCUCGAGAUGGCAAGAACAAGACCAAGGGCAUGCCUGCCGCGUUUGGGCGAGCUGUCUACGUUCCUGAGCAGAGCUGGAGUGAGGUUCCGGAUCCUGGUGCUACCGGAUUAGUUUAUUUUCUCGAGGGCCUUUUCUCGAACUGGUGA